CCGGAGAAUUUUCCUCCACGUCAACAUGAACCAAUCUGAAGCAGGUGACAUCAUGGUGUUCCAUCCAGAGUUUGAAGGUGCGGGUCAGGAGGCGGGGCUUCAGGUGUGGCGGGUGGAGAACAUGGACCUGGUUCUGGUUCCUCCGGGUCGACACGGAUGGUUCUACAGCGGAGACGCCUACCUGGUUCUAAAGAGCACCUCCAACCGCCGUGGAUUCCUGCAGUACGACCUGCAUUACUGGCAAGGUUCAGAGUGUUCUCAGGAUGAGAGCGGGGCGGUGGCCAUUUUUGCUGUCCAGAUGGACGACUUCCUGCAGGGGGCGCCGAUCCAGUACCGAGAAGUCCAGGGUCACGAGUCCAGUACCUUCACCGGUUAUUUCAAAACGGGCCUCAAAUACAUGAAAGGGGGCGUGGCCACAGGAUUUAACCACGUGGAAACCAAUGAGGUGGAGGUACGGAGGCUGCUGCAGGUGAAAGGGAGACGCGUUGUCAGGGCAACGGAGGUUCCUGUAGGCUGGGACAGCUUCAACCAGGCGGAUGGGUUCAUCCUGGACCUAGGACUGGUAAUAAUCCUGUGGUUUGGUUCCCAUAGCAACCGCUUUGAGAGGCUGAAGGCGACCAAGGUAGCUAAAGGUAUCCGUGACGACGAGAGGUGUGGGCGGGCUAAACUCCUGAUCUGUGACGAGGGGGAGGAGCCAGAGGAGAUGCUAGAGGUGCUGGGGGAAAAGCCAGAGCUUCUUGAGUCUCACUGUGAUGACACUAAGAUGGAUGCCGCUAACAGGAAGGUGGCUCGUCUCUACAAGGUGUCUAAUGCAGGCGGGGAAAUGGAGGUUAUCAUGGUAGCAGAGCAGAGUCCGUUCUCCCAGAAUUCUUUGCAUUCCAGCGAGUGUUUCAUCCUCGACAACGGAGCCAACGGACACAUCUUCAUCUGGAAAGGUAAGGAUGCUAACACUGAGGAAUGUAACGCCGUCCUGCAGAACGCAGAGAAGUUCAUCUGCCAGAUGAACUAUCCACCAUACACACAGGUCCAGGUCCUCCCUGAGUCGGGGGAGACGCCGCUCUUCAAGCAGUUCUUUAAAGACUGGAGGGACCCUGAGGACGCCGUUGGCAUGGGAACAGCCUACGUGUCCAAUCAGAUUGCAAAGAUAAAGAAGGUGCCGUUCAACAUGUUGGAGCUCCACCAAUCAGACUGCAUGGCGGCGCAGUACGGCAUGGUGGACGCAGGAGAUGGAGACAAACAGAUCUGGCGUAUCGAAGGGUCCGAUAAGGUUCUGGUGGAUCCAGAACUCUUGGGGCAGUUCUACGAAGGGGACAGUUACAUCAUCCAGUACCGGUACCACCACAGCGUCCGGCAGGGUCACGUGAUCUACAUAUGGCAAGGGGCGGAGUCUAGCCAGGAUGAGGUCGUAGCAUCCGCCCUAUUGGCUGUCCAGCUGGAUGAUGAACUGGGAGGAGGAGCCGUUCAGGUGAGAGUGGUUCAGGGGAAAGAGCCCGCCCACCUCAUGAGCCUGUUUGGUGGGAAACCAAUGGUGGUUCACAGGGGCGGGACAUCUAGAGAGAACGGCCAAUCAGACGUGGCAGACACCCGCCUGUUCCAGGUCCGAGCCAAUCCAGCAGGACACACCAGAGCUGUGGAGGUGGACCCGUCCUCCUCCAGUCUGAACUCCAGUGAUGUCUUCGUCCUUGUCGCCCCUUCUGGAUCCUGGAUGUGGAAGGGGAGGAGUAGCAGCUCGGCUGAAGUCCAGGGAGCUGAACAGCUGACAGAUGUCCUUCAGGUGACCCCCGGCCAGGUGGAGGAGGGGGACGAGGAAGGUGCAUUCUGGGAUGCACUGGGAGGACAGCAGGACUACUGCCAGGUUCCCCGUCAGCAGAACCUCAUGGAGAUCCACCCUCCCCGUCUGUUCGCCUGCUCCAACAAGACCGGGACCUUCCUGAUGGAGGAGGUUCCAGGAGAACUGACACAAGACGACCUCGCUCCCGAUGAUAUCAUGAUCCUGGAUACCUGGGACCAGAUGUUCGUCUGGAUCGGAAACGACGCCCACGAGGAGGAGAAGGCCGAGGCUACAGAGACAGCUGAGCACUACAUCCAGAGCGAUCCGGCUGACAGAGACCCUCAAACCCCGACUGUGACGGUGAAGCAGGGAUUCGAACCUCCGACCUUCACCGGCUGGUUCCUGGGCUGGAACCAUGAGUACUGGACUGAGGACCCACUGGACCGCCUCUGCCAGAAUCUGUAGAACACGUAGCAAGUGUCUGAAUAAAGAAGAGUCUGACAGCGA
Molecule: messenger RNA, 2278 nt
Organism: Acanthochromis polyacanthus (spiny chromis)
Lineage: Eukaryota; Metazoa; Chordata; Actinopteri; Pomacentridae
Product: gelsolin-like
Exons: 19
Coding region: 26-2236 (736 amino acids)
Biological process (GO): barbed-end actin filament capping; actin filament severing; actin polymerization or depolymerization
Cellular component (GO): actin cytoskeleton; cytoplasm
Molecular function (GO): phosphatidylinositol-4,5-bisphosphate binding; actin filament binding
Source: RefSeq, a predicted model, not a curated record